Epinephelus fuscoguttatus (brown-marbled grouper) is the source of this 2111-nucleotide messenger RNA. RefSeq lists its product as uncharacterized. Lineage: Eukaryota; Metazoa; Chordata; Actinopteri; Perciformes; Serranidae. The transcript is spliced from 7 exons. The record is from RefSeq and is a predicted model, not a curated record. The coding region runs from base 1172 to 1918 and encodes 248 amino acids.
CACACCUCAUUAAAACAGAAUUAAGUCACUGCAGACCGCGCCUCUCUGCGGCGGGCUGGGCUCGGCCCACGACCUGCUGCCAUUGGCUGAGGCCGGCUGACCUGGUCCCGACAUGUUUCAGUAAACAGUCAUUUCAUAACACAAUGAGGCUCCAGCCACUGCGGUCGCCAUGGACACUGUUUUCUUUACAGAAAACAAAGUGUGCAAAAUGAAAUUCUUUGGCCGUGACUUCCAGGAAGCAAACAAAGUGUGUAUUGUAUGUGUGUGUGAGCUGAGGGAGGAGGGAGCUGUGUGUGUGUGUGUGUGUGUGUGUGUGUGUGUGUGUGUGUGUGUGUGUGUGUGUGAGCGUCUAACGGAAGGUCUUCAUAAAUAACUUGACUCAGAGCUCGUCUGCUGGGACUCUCUUUAUUUAUCCUGCAGCUCUCACAGUGGACAGAGGACAGCGUCUCUGAUGACAUUAACACACAUGUUUCAGACCAAACACUCAUCCUGUCAUCUUUAUUACAGCAGCACUUAUUUCUUUUUCUCUGUUUAGAUCUGAAAAACGAAAUUUGUGAUGUUCCCCCUAAGAGCAAGAAAACAUCAUGUGAUACUCAAUAAACACCUCCUAUUCUCAAAUCUCCUUUAACUACUAAAAUACUUCUAAAAAAAAAACUACUGUUACAAUAAAGUAAAUUAAAAACAGUUACAUAAAGUUACUGUUAUAAUAAAGUUAAAAGUAUUGUUAUGGUGAAAUAAGUGGACUGACUCACUGAUCCACACGGUAGUGCAGUGGUUCACAUGGUCACCUCACAGCAAGAGGGUUCCUGGUGUGAAACCCCGGGGUGGGGAGCCUGUCUAUGUCAGCGUGGGUUUCCUCCAGGUGCUCUGACAUGUUCUCCCUGUGUCAGCGUGGGUUUUCUCUGACAUGUUCUCCCUGUGUCAGCGUGGGUUUUCUCCAGGUGCUCUGACAUGUUCUCCCUGUGUCAGCGUGAGUUUCCUCCAGGUGCUCUGACAUGUUCUCCCUGUGUCAGCGUGGGUUUCCUCCAGGUGCUCUGACAUGUUCUCCCUGUGUCAGCGUGGGUUUCCUCCAGGUGCUCUGACAUGUUCUCCCUGUGUCAGCGUGGGUUUCCUCCAGGUGCUCUGACAUGUUCUCCCUGUGUCAGUGUGGGUUUCCUCCAGGUGCUCUGACAUGUUCUCCCUGUGUCAGCGUGGGUUUCCUCCAGGUGCUCCGACAUGUUCUCCCUGUGUCAGCGUGGGGUUACUCCAGGUGCUCCGACAUGUACUCCCUGUGUCAGUGUGGGUUUCCUCCAGGUGCUCUGACAUGUUCUCCCUGUGUCAGCGUGGGUUUCCUCCAGGUGCUCUGACAUGUUCUCCCUGUGUCAGUGUGGGUUUCCUCCAGGUGCUCCGACAUGUUCUCCCUGUGUCAGUGUGGGUUUCCUCCAGGUGCUCUGACAUGUUCUCCCUGUGUCAGUGUGGGUUUCCUCCAGGUGCUCCGACAUGUUCUCCCUGUGUCAGCGUGGGGUUACUCCAGGUGCUCCGACAUGUACUCCCUGUGUCAGCGUGGGUUUCCUCCAGGUGCUCUGACAUGUUCUCCCUGUGUCAGCGUGGGUUUCCUCCAGGUGCUCUGACAUGUUCUCCCCGUGUCAGUGUGGGUUUCCUCCAGGUGCUCCGACAUGUACUCCCUGUGUCAGCGUGGGUUUCCUCCAGGUGCUCUGACAUGUUCUCCCUGUGUCAGUGUGGGUUUCCUCCAGGUGCUCUGACAUGUUCUCCCUGUGUCAGCGUGGGGUUCCUCCAGGUGCUCCGACAUGUUCUCCCUGUGUCAGCGUGGGGUUACUCCAGGUGCUCCGACAUGUACUCCCUGUGUCAGCGUGGGUUUCCUCCAGGUGCUCUGACAUGUUCUCCCUGUGUCAGCGUGGGUUUCCUCCAGGUGCUCUGACAUGUUCUCCCUGUGUCAGCGUGGGUUUUCUCUGGGUGCAGCCUUUUUACCGUGAACACCAGCUUCAUGCUAAACAGCAUGAUGUCACUUUGAGUUUACUGAUCAAUAAUCAGUUUAAUCACCACAACCGCAACAAUCUGUGUGCUGUGCAUGUGUGUGUGUCAGGUUCCUGUCUAACAGCAGAGUGAGGACU